Boeremia exigua is the source of this 848-nucleotide messenger RNA. RefSeq names its product ubiquitin 3 binding protein But2 C-terminal domain-containing protein. The record is from RefSeq and is a predicted model, not a curated record. Lineage: Eukaryota; Fungi; Ascomycota; Dothideomycetes; Pleosporales; Didymellaceae. The coding region runs from base 291 to 848 and encodes 185 amino acids. The transcript is spliced from 4 exons.
CUUGCCAGCUCGAAAGGAUCACGAGUAGCACCAGAUGCAAUCAAUUGGACGGCAGGUGACUUAAGACAUAACACUUCUCCCAAGAUGGGUAGGAUGCCGCCACUUAUGGCAAACUCACCGGUGCGUUGAGCCGGAGCAGAUUUCAUCACAGUUGCACAGAAGCCUCUGCAAGGGCAGUCCAAUCAAACCAUCAAGGUAGUAUCCGAACUGUUCUCCUACAUUGAAAGACCUAGAAAGUAUCAAGCCAGCCUCCACACCGACAACAAGCACAGGAAUCAGAUCACAUCAGAAUGCGCCUAUCACUCCUUCUUCCCGCCCUAUUCGGCCUGCCCUCGUUGGGCCUACUCGUCAGCAGACAAUUCCCCCACCUCAUCAUUCCCGUCGACGCUGACGCCCCCGACCGCGCAUACGGCACCCAGCUGACCGCCGCCAUCACCCAACAGAAAUACACCGAAAUCUCCUUCGACAUCCCCUCCAACGACGCCUCCUACUGCCAGCUCAACUUCUUCCUCAACACCAACCGGCUCAAAGGCGCCCCCUGGUCGCUCUGGGGCCAAGCGCCCUACAAAUUCAACAUCUCCUCGCUGCCGCCGACGAUCAACAAAGACCUGGAUACCUGGAACAGCCGCCCGCAGCCGCUCAGGACGCUUGCCACGGUCACGCUGACACAUGGCGGGAACGUGACGCUGACUGGUGGCUCGGUGUAUCCGUGCUCCAAGGGCCAGGUCGCGCAGUUUUUGCUGCAUCCGGCGAGUGAUGAUCGCGAGUUUGGGUUGUCGUGGUUUGAGUUGGAUUAUCCGGCGAGUGAGGGCGGGCCGCAUGGGAUCACAUUUGACAUGAUGAAGUAG